This is a messenger RNA of Naegleria lovaniensis, 657 nucleotides long. RefSeq lists its product as uncharacterized. The transcript is spliced from 3 exons. Gene Ontology annotation, molecular function: hydrolase activity, hydrolyzing N-glycosyl compounds. NCBI's taxonomy places the organism in Eukaryota, Heterolobosea, Eutetramitea, Acrasida, Naegleriidae. Gene Ontology annotation, biological process: cytokinin biosynthetic process. The coding region runs from base 1 to 657 and encodes 218 amino acids. Gene Ontology annotation, cellular component: cytosol. The record is from RefSeq and is a predicted model, not a curated record.
AUGUCUCAACAAGAUUCCCAAGUGAUUGCAUCUUCCUUCCCAGAGCAACAACCAAGAGUGAAGGCCACUCGUUCCGUGGUGGUCUACUGUGCCAGUAGUUCCAAGCUGGAUAGAAAAUAUUUUCUUGCCGCAGAGCAAGUUGGAAAGGCUUGUGCUGAGAAUGGGGUUUCGGUCCGUUAUGGUGGUGGAAACUCGGGCUUGAUGGGCACUGUGGCUCAUGAAUGUAUGAAGCAUGGAGGACACGUUGUUGGUGUUAUUCCAAAAUUCAUGAUUGAUAAACAAUGGAAUAUGGAACAGAAUUUUAUUUCCGAAUUGAUUGUUACGGAAAGUAUGCACGAAAGAAAGGCUAAAAUGGUGGAAGAUACCGAUGCUUGUGUGGCCUUACCAGGUGGAGUGGGUACCUUUGAAGAAUUAUUGGAAGUCAUUACAUGGAAGAAGCUUGGUAUUUAUUGCAAACCCAUUGUUAUUGUGAAUGUUGAUGGAUAUUACGAUCCUCUUAUUCAAUUAUUCAAAAAUGCAGUCCAAGAACAGUUCAUGAAUCCAAAGCAUAUGGACCUUUUCUCAGUAGUGACAUCUGGUGACGAAGUUAUUAAUGCUAUUAAUACUGCUCCCUCAUGGUCAGAAUCCAAUAUUGAUUUUGUUGCUGAAUUGCUCUAA